AUGUCUCGCUCCCUUUUUCUAUUUCCGCACUCUCAUUUCCCCUCUCUUUUCCUCGCUCACACCUUUGCUUUCGCUCUUUCUUUUUCUCUCUCUCUCUCUCUCUCUUCUCUCUCGUUUCCUUCUCUCUUUCUUUCUCUUUUUCCCUUCUCUCGCUCAUAUCUAUCUAUCUAUCUAUCUAUCUAUCUAUCUAUCUAUCUAUCUAUUUCAGUCUAUUCGUUAUCUAUCUAUCUAUGUAACUAUCUAUCUCACAUUUCCCCCUUCUCAUUCCCUCGCUUUAUUUCUCAUUUGCUCUCUCGCUUUCUCUGUGUCUUUCUCUUUUUUUACUCUUUCCAGUCUCUCUUUUCCUCACUCUCUCGUUUCCUUCUCUUUUUCUUUCUUUUUUCACUUCCGUCUCAUUCCCCUCUCUCAUACCUUCUCAUUAUUUCCGUUUUUCCUCUCUCGCUUUCUAUGUGUAUGUCUCUCUCUAUUCUUUCCACUCUCUCAUUUCCUCUCUCUUUUCAUCACUCUCUCUCUCUCUCUUUUGUUACCGCUUUUCUUUCUCUUUUUCUUCCUUGUUUCUUUCUUUCUCUUUUUCCUUUCCCUCGCUCUAUCUUUCUAUCUCACAUUUCCCCCUUUCUCAAUCUCUCUCUUUAUUUUUUCCUCUCUCGCUUUCUCUGUGCUUCUCUCUCCUUCUCUCUUCACACUCUUUUCUCCACUCCUUUUCUCCCUCUCUCUUUAGCUCUCGUUCUUUCUCUUUUUUUUCUCUCUGGUUUUCUUCCCUCUUUAUUUCUCUAUAUCUUUCUAUCUCACAUUUCCCCUUCAUUCAUUCUCUCUUUUUAUUUUUAUUUUCCUCUAUCUCUUUCUCUUUAUAUCUCACUCUCAUUUAUAUCUCCUUUCCUCCUCUCUCUCUCUCUUCGCCCUCUCACUUUUUCUCUCGCUCUUUCUCUCACUUUUUCCUCUCUCUUUUUCUUCUCUCUUUCUUUCUCUUUUUCCCCUCCUUCAUUCCCUCUUCUUUGUCACUCACCAGUUGGCAAUGACAAACCAUUAUUCUAUCUCACUAUCUAUCCAUCUAUCUCAUUCAGUAUGUUCAUUAUCUAUCUAUCUAUCUAUCUAUCUAUCUAUCUAUCGCUUUUCAUAUCUAUAUCAGUCUGUUUAUAUGCAUCUAUCUAUUUAUCUCGGUCUGUUCAUUAUCUAUCUAUCUUUCUAUCUGUCUCAGUCUCUUCGUGUAUAUCUAUCUAUCUAUCUAUCUAUCUAUCUAUCUAUCUAUCUAUCUCAGUAUGUUCAUAA
Acanthosepion pharaonis is the source of this 1266-nucleotide messenger RNA. Lineage: Eukaryota; Metazoa; Mollusca; Cephalopoda; Sepiida; Sepiidae. The record is from the annotation of a GenBank genome assembly.